AUGGAGGUCUCAUGGGAAAUGAGUGUCACAGAUUCAAUCAACACCAUUUAUCUUCUCUUCUCAGCCUACUUGGUCUUUGUAAUGCAGCUUGGCUUCGCCAUGCUAUGUGCAGGCUCAGUCAGAGCCAAGAACGCCACGAACAUAAUGCUGACCAACGUCGUCGACGCCGUCGUCGGCAGUCUUUCUUACUAUCUAUUUGGCUUUGCUUUCGCAUUCGGCGACGGAACAAAUUCAAACCCAUUUAUCGGUACCCAAUUUUUUGCUCUCAAAGACAUCCCUACGAGCUCUUAUGACUACACAUUCUUUCUUUAUCAAUGGGCAUUUGCCAUAGCUGUUGCUGGUAUCACCAGUGGCUCCAUAGCUGAACGUACACAGUUCACUUCAUAUCUUGUUUUCUCUUUCUUCUUGUCUGGGUUUGUUUACCCAAUUGUGGCCCACUGGGUUUGGUCCUCUAGCGGUUGGCUCAACCAUGGCUCUAGUGGGUUGUUUGGGUCAGGUGCAAUUGACUUUGCAGGAAGUGGGGUGGUUCACUUAGUGGGUGGGAUUGCUGGGCUAUGGGGCUCCUUCAUAGAAGGCCCAAGGGUGGGCCGCUUCGAUGCAUUUGGUAAGCCCGUCGCAAUGCGAGGCCACAGCGCAGCUUUAGUGGUGCUUGGGACAUUCUUGUUGUGGUUUGGCUGGUUUGGGUUUAAUCCAGGCUCGUUUGAUAAAAUUCUAGUGUCUUAUCCUAACGCCACUGAUCAAGGUAACUGGACCGCUAUAGGCCGGACGGCGGUCACCACCGCACUGUCUGGGUCAACUGCCGGAAUCGUAACCCUGUUCAGCCGGAGGCUUCUAGUGGGCCACUGGAAUGCUUUAGAUGUUUGUAAUGGAGUGCUUGGUGGUUUUGUUGCAAUUACAUCAGGCUGUUCGGUGGUUGAGCCAUGGGCUGCUAUCAUAUGUGGGUUCAUUGCAGCUUGGGUUUUGAUUGGACUCAACAUCUUAGCACUAAAGUUGAAUUUUGAUGACCCUUUAGAGGCCACUCAAUUGCAUGGUGGAUGUGGAGCUUGGGGUUUGAUUUUUACGGGGCUAUUUGCCAAAGAGGAGUUCGUUAUUCAGGCCUAUGGCCCAGGUGUAUCUGGGGUGGCACGACCCUAUGGACUCUUUCUGAGUGGGGGGUGGGGUCUGCUAGGAGCGCAAGUGGUUGAGCUUUUGGCUAUUGUGGGUUGGGUUAGUGUCACAAUGGGACCCCUUUUCUAUACUCUUCACAAACUCAGGAUUUUGAGGAUAUCCGUUGAUGAUGAAAUUGCAGGACUUGAUAUCUCCAGCCAUGGAGGCUAUGCCUACACUACUCAUCAAGAAGACACAGGGCCUCGUUUUUAUAGCGAGUAUGUGCGGAUACAAAAUGAAUAA
Molecule: messenger RNA, 1389 nt
Organism: Ilex paraguariensis (yerba mate)
Lineage: Eukaryota; Viridiplantae; Streptophyta; Magnoliopsida; Aquifoliales; Aquifoliaceae
Source: the annotation of a GenBank genome assembly